Molecule: messenger RNA, 5321 nt
Organism: Epinephelus fuscoguttatus (brown-marbled grouper)
Lineage: Eukaryota; Metazoa; Chordata; Actinopteri; Perciformes; Serranidae
Gene: foxj3
Product: forkhead box J3
Exons: 12
Coding region: 450-2339 (629 amino acids)
Biological process (GO): regulation of transcription by RNA polymerase II
Cellular component (GO): nucleus
Molecular function (GO): RNA polymerase II cis-regulatory region sequence-specific DNA binding; DNA-binding transcription factor activity, RNA polymerase II-specific
Source: RefSeq, a predicted model, not a curated record
GAUGUUGGCUCGGCCGCCGAGAGAAAGGCGAACGGGAGAAGGUGGAGAGAAGCUGAAGAGGGACGCCACGGCACCGCGAGCACACCGGCGAAGCAACGGCUACGGCGUUUCUUUGCACAGGACGAUAACGUCAAGAGCACAGGACACUCCUGGGGAGCCCCCGCUAGCUGGAGAAGAGGAGGUGGAAGGAAGGGGAGGGGGCAGUUACUCUGAAACUACCGUCAGGAUUACAGAGAGCCACCGUCACAGCAGCUUUCACCCAGAAGUUGACCUACAGAAGACGUCAUGCUGAAGUCUUGAGCUGAGGGAGACUUCAUCCUCAACCUGUCACUCGUCUCUUGUUUGUUAUUCCACACCGGGUCCACUCUCCAUCAGUCACCGAGUACCAACACCAACAACCACCGCCUCCACCUUUUCCCCUACCCCCCCUUGCCCAGCCUGCCGUCACCAUGACGUCGGAGCUGGAGAGCAGCCUGACCUCCAUGGAUUGGCUUCCACAGCUGACCAUGCAGGCGGCCAUCCGCAAGGCGGACGCCCAGAAUGCCCACGGGCCAGGCAUGGGCAAGAAGAGUACCCUACUGGAUCCUAACACCACGUUGGACCAGGAGGAGGUGCAGCAGCACAAGGACGGCAAGCCGCCCUACAGCUACGCCAGCCUCAUCACGUUUGCCAUCAACAGCUCGCCAAAGAAGAAGAUGACACUGAGCGAGAUCUACCAGUGGAUCUGUGAUAACUUUCCCUACUACAGGGAGGCGGGCAGCGGCUGGAAGAACUCAAUAAGGCACAAUCUGUCAUUGAACAAGUGUUUUCUCAAAGUGCCUCGCUCCAAAGAUGACCCAGGAAAGGGCUCUUACUGGGCCAUUGACACCAACCCAAAGGAGGACGCCUUGCCCACGCGGCCAAAGAAGAGGCCGCGGUCUGGAGAACGGGCUUCCACGCCGUACAGCCUGGAGUCGGAGUCUUUGGGGAUGGAGUGUAUGAUCUCUGGAAGUGCCUCUCCAACACUGGCAAUCAACACUGUGACUAACAAGGUGGCGUUGUACAACACAGACCAGGAAGGGAGCGAUAGUCCAAGAAGCAGCCUUAACAACAGCCUGUCUGAUCAGAGUCUGGCCUCCGUCAAUCUCAACAGUGUGGGCAGUGUGCACAGCUAUACACCGGUGACCAGUCACCCAGAGUCCCAGCCUAUGAGCCUCCAGCAGCCCCCACAGUCCCAGUACAACAUGCCAGACAGGGACAAGCAGCUCCUGUUUUCUGAAUUUGAAGAUCUCAGUGCCUCCUUCCGCAGCCUUUACAAGUCUGUUUUUGAGCAGUCCUUCAGCCAACAAGGUCUGAUGGGCAUACCGUCAGAUUCCUCCCAGCAGACCCACACCUCCUGCUCCUAUCAGCACUCCCCCAGUGGCACCAUUAGCACUCAGAACAGCCUGUCAAACAACCAACCCAACAACCACCCCAACAGCCACUCUGCCAACAGUGGCCAGGUGCCCCUGUCCCAUCCGGCCCAAGCCCACCCUGGCCAUGGCUCGCCGCACGCACAGCACCUCCCGCAGCACGGCGGCCCCCACAAUCAACACAACCAACACAACCAACACAGCCAACACGCCCAGCACAGCCAACACAGUCAGCACCCACAGCACCCCCAGCACGCUGCGCACUCCCAGCACGGGCAGCACCCAUCGCAGCACCCGUCCCACGGCCAGCACCCACAGCAACACACGCCACACCCCUCCCAACACACGCAGCACAGCCAGCACCCUUCUCAACACGGACAGCAGCACCAGAGCCUCUCCCACCAGCCCCAUCCUACCCAGCAACAGAUGGCCUGCAACACAGGUUUACUGUCUGACUGGUACCCAAAUCUGGAUGCACUGAAAGAAAGCUGUCGUAUUGCUAGCAGCUAUAACUGGGCUGAUGUCGACCUUUCACCUUUCCAAGGAUUGAGGGAGAGUAUGAGACAAGCGGAGUUGAACAACUGGUCCCUGGAGCCCACCCAGAUCGCCGACCUCUGCUCGUCCAUCAAUCAGUUUUUUGCCCGCACCGGUGUAAUCCAGCCACAAGGGGCAGUGCAGCCUCCUGUUUGUCAUGGCUCCAUGCACCCCAACAAACCCAGCCAGCACCUCAACACAGGAAAUCUCUACAUGGACACCAGACAGAGUAUGUCCAUGAUGGGUCCUCCAGGAUAUCCCCACAUGCCCCCCAUGAGCAGCACAGGACCCACAAUGACAGGACACCAUGCACAGAUGAACCAGCAGCACAUGAUACCUACCAGAAACUUCCAGAUACAUCGCAUGCCAGCUGAUGACAUCCAGGAUGACUUUGAUUGGGACUCCAUUGUCUAAGCCCCUAGACCUCCUUUUGCAAAACAAAAGGGAGCGAGGAGAGGAGGUGGAAGCCAGAGGAAGCCAGGCUGAGCUGAAAGGCCGCAGGAGGAGGAGGAGGAAGCCACUGUGGGUGGGAUGCAGAAGAACAUUUGACAAGCUUUGGAGAAAGACAGACUUCAGAGUCCUGACAUUUUUACAAAAGCAAAACAUAACUAGAAAAUGUUACUUUGAAGACAAUCAUAUUUAGUCGGACAUGUUAAAGUGAUUGCUUAUGUGCUUGUCUAGAGACAAGUAGAACACAUUCACGUCUAAACCACAUGCUCCUCAGCUCCUCAGCCAGCCCUCUCCCCGUCCCUAGCCAGCAGCCUUCCAAAGUCUGAACCCCUCUCCCCCCCCGACCCCCUGCUCCGUAACUGUUAUGUGAUUUGAGCGACGUGUUCAGCUUGUAAUUCUUCUCGUGUUGACAUUGGCCUCAGCUGCCUCUUGGAUGAGUUUAUCUCUCUUUUUUUUUUAAAAAAAAAGAUUUUGUUUUAUUUCAUUUUUUUGUUUUUAAGAAACACAGGCCGUCUCUGUGAGUAAUGUGAUGGUGCUCGUUGGUCACUUUUGGGAGAAAGUGGGCCCCACUGUGGCUGAAUUGGUGGCAAAGUUAGGUUUACAAUAACUCUGAACAGGGUGUUAAAUGUUUAAGCAGGCUUGAUAUUAAACAAACCAAGAGAGAACGUGAGACAGAGAGAGAUCACAGAAAGUACCGUGAUCUGUUUUCAUAGCCAACCUGUGCGAUCAGGCUCACUGCAACAGACUAGUAAUGGGAGUACAGCAGCCUUUUUUUUUUUUUUUUCCUUAAUUUUUCUGUCUCAAGCACUUCAAAGAUGAGUGAGUAUGGUGAGUGUGAGAAGAAGGUGAAAGCAGGAAGGUCAGAAAUGUUUUGUCUUUUUUAAAUUUAUUAAACCCAAAGUAACCUGAGGUUUCAGGUCUCUGUGUGCAUCAUGUAGGUUAAUUGCUUUAACAAUCAGAAGCGUUAUCAGUACUAAACAAAUUCACAUCUUCAAGACAGUUUUAAUGGUGAGGUUCAUCAGUUUUAGGUGAGUCACCUAUUGAUCAUUAAACAAGCCACCAUCAUUCAGAGAUAAUGAAAUAAUUUUCAUUGAAGUCUGAUAUACUGGUGAGGCCAGUAUCACGGGAUUAUCACCGAUCUAUCUAUAUUAGCAUGUAUAUGUCAGCUAAUAAGAAACAAUAAAUAGCAGCCAAGAAAUGUCAAAGAUUUGUGAGAAGAUAGAAACAGUUUCUAUUACACAGUAAGCUGAUAUUCAGACUGUUCACUCAGCAUGCGUCAAGUCACAAUUUCAGAUUCCUUUUAUUGUCAUUUUUAUGAGGAAACAUAAAAACGAAAUACUGUUUCACGUCUAAAACCGGCAAAAGUAAAAGUUCUCAGUAAAUCUAAAAUGGAAGCUAUUAAAAGGGCCAAUAAAGUGGCAAUUUUAGUGAAACUUAAAGCUGGGGUAGGCAGUUUUCAGGAAAAGGGAAAAAAUACACAAUCCUCCUGCAGCUCUCCCUUCUUUGUCCUAAGCCCCACCCAUCUGACAAGCUCGGGCAUAUGCCUACGCGUCAUACGAAUAGAAGUCUUUCAUUUCAAUCAACCCAAUCGUGAUUGUGGUAUAGAAUCCGUUAUACAGCAGCAAUUCUAUGAGAAUUACUCUCUUGUUUUCUUUGCAAACUUAAAGCCCUUUAAGAAGACACACUGUGAUCAAGGCUUUCGCUCACAUGAGCCAUGAGCCUUUAGCUUUCGUUGGCAGAAGGCUAAACUAAAAACCGAAACGCUUCACCGAUUUACAUGUGUUUCAUUUAAUUCACCAUCAGACUCUCUUUUUCAGUUACCUGUAUGUAACUUCCUUUUUUGGGUUGCUUCGCAGUUGUUGCCUAGAGUAGCAACUUUGUCUGUGGGAUUCUCAACUACUAAAUCAGGCUUGCAUGCGUGCAUGCAUUUUUGUAACAUUCAAUCUGAAUGCCGUCUCUCUCUGAUAUGACCUGUGAUUGGCCAACGUCUUCUGUUAUGUGCUAUAUAGUCUAAAGCCUGAAAACAGAGCCAAGAGGAGGUGCAUUCUAAUGUUCUUUCAGACCACGUAAAUCACAAUAUGCUCAAAGUAUAUGGGAUUUUUGCCCAGUGAUGCCAAAAUAAAACUGCCUACCUCAGCUUUAAAUGUCAAAAAAAAAAAUAUUGGCCAAUAUAUCACCAUCUGAUCUUUUUAAACUUUCAAAUAUGAGUAUUUUUACUUCCCUUAACAAUCAAGAAUUUGAUAGGCUUUCGUUUGCAAGCAACUUUUUGUUUAAAUAUAUCAAAAUCAAAUCGGCAAGGUUUGGUUUUAUUAAAGGUAUAGUCGGACAUUUUGGGAGUUAGGUGAGAAGAUUGUGCUGUAUGGUAAAUAUGAAGCCACACUGUAAACAGUCUGUAGGUUCCAGAACUCAAAAACUAGCUCUUCUAAAGCUCACUGAUUAACACGUUAAAUUUUAUUCGUUUUAUCUGUACAAAAACUGAAGUGUAAAACCGACAAUUCGUGGUUUUGUGCUGGGCUAUUUCUUGGCUGGUUUCGGUGACUAACUGGAGAUAUAAUGUGUGAAUUACUGAGCUUUGUAGGAAAUAUGAGGCUGAUUUUGUUUCUGUUGGACAGAGGCAGUCUAGCUGUUUCCCCCUGUUUCCAGUCUUUGUGCUAAGCUAAGCUAACUGUCAGCUAAAGGUGGUUUCUUAUUUACCAUACAGACAUGAGUGGUAUUGACCUCUUCUAACCCGACGCAAGAAAGGAGGUAUAAGCGUAUUCCCAAACAUGCCAAACUAUUCCUUUAAACUGUUUCACUUUAAAUUGUAUGCAAACUAUGUUCUAAUAAUUUAUACAAGUGAUAAUAAAACGCGAAGAGCCUGAAUGCAGUUUUCAGAUUGAUGCUUUCAAGCCUCACUGACAUGAAACAUUGCUAGUAGAUGAAUAAAAUGUAUUGAAAAUUAAAAAA